This is a messenger RNA of Hibiscus syriacus, 1755 nucleotides long. RefSeq names its product protein DETOXIFICATION 41-like. Lineage: Eukaryota; Viridiplantae; Streptophyta; Magnoliopsida; Malvales; Malvaceae. The record is from RefSeq and is a predicted model, not a curated record. The transcript is spliced from 8 exons. Gene Ontology annotation, molecular function: xenobiotic transmembrane transporter activity; antiporter activity. Gene Ontology annotation, biological process: xenobiotic detoxification by transmembrane export across the plasma membrane. The coding region runs from base 66 to 1583 and encodes 505 amino acids. Gene Ontology annotation, cellular component: vacuolar membrane.
ACUUCAAGGAAAAAAAAUAGCAAUAAUCUUUGCUAGAUCCUUUACUUGGUUGCUGUUGUCUCACAAUGGGUUCAGCUGCUCCGGAGUAUCAACCAUUGCUACUCGGUCUAGAGUCGCAUUCUCACAUACCCGAUAUAUCAUCCGUAGCGAUCGAAGAGUUCCUGCAGCACAGGCCAGUCGCACUUCGAUGGUGGCCGAGGCUUGUGGCAUGGGAGUCCAGGCUUCUUUGGCUUCUAUCAGGUUCUUCUAUAGUAGUUUCCAUUUUCAAUUACAUGCUCAGCUUUGUCACCUUAAUGUUCACCGGACAUCUGGGAGCUUUAGAGCUUGCCGGUGCUUCCAUCGCCAGUGUUGGUAUCCAGGGUCUUGCCUAUGGAAUCAUGUUAGGCAUGGCCAGUGCAGUGCAAACUGUGUGUGGGCAAGCCUAUGGGGCUAAGCAAUAUUCAGCGAUGGGAAUCAUUUGCCAAAGAGCAAUAAUCUUGCACUUGGGAGCAGCAGUUGUGUUAACAUUUCUGUACUGGUUCUCUGGUGAUGUCCUCCUGGCAAUGGGCCAAACCGAGAGCAUAGCUCAGAAAGGCCAAGUCUUUGCUCGAGGUUUGAUCCCUCAAAUUUAUGCAUUUUCCGUAAGUUGCCCAAUGCAGAGGUUCUUGCAGGCACAGAAUAUAGUGAACCCUUUGGCCUAUAUGGCAGUUGGGGUAUUUCUGGUGCAUAUUCUUCUCACUUGGAUUGUUGUCUUUGUGUUGGACUAUGGACUAAUAGGAGCAGCUCUUACUCUCAGCCUCUCUUGGUGGUUUCUUGUCAUUCUAAACGGACUUUAUAUCGUUUUUAGCCCUUCUUGUAAGAACACUUGGACUGGCUUAUCCAUUCGAGCCUUGUCUGGAAUGUGGCCUUAUUUCAAGCUCACUGUUGCUUCUGCUGUGAUGCUUUGUUUGGAGAUCUGGUACAGCCAAGGAUUAGUGCUGAUAUCAGGGCUCCUUACUAAUCCAACAAUCUCAUUGGAUUCGAUUUCAAUCUGCAUGAAUUACUUGAACUGGGACAUGCAGUUCAUGUUAGGCCUGAGUGCAGCUGCCAGUGUUCGAGUGAGUAACGAGCUAGGAGCAGGCCAUCCAAGGGUCGCGAAAUUCUCGGUUUUCGUGGUGAAUGGGACAAGCAUAUUGAUCAGUACAGUUUUCAGUGUAAUCGUCUUGGUAUUCCGGGUUGCAUUGAGCAAAGCAUUUACUAGUGACUCUGAGGUUAUUGAAGCAGUCUCGAACUUGACUCCACUGCUUGCCAUCUCCGUUUUCCUAAACGGCAUCCAGCCUAUACUCUCAGGGGUGGCAAUAGGGAGUGGAUGGCAAGCAAUUGUGGCAUAUGUAAACCUGGCAACAUACUACAUUGUUGGUCUCCCAAUUGGAUGUGUUCUUGGGUUCAAAACUAGCUUAGGAGUAGCUGGCAUUUGGUGGGGGAUGAUCAUUGGAGUCCUUCUGCAAACAAUAACUCUUAUUAUUAUUACUGCCAGAACCAAUUGGAACAAGGAGGUAGAAAAAGCUGCUGAUCGAUUGAGGGAUUCAAGUAACGAGGGGACAGAUUUGGUUACUCCACCAUGAGAAUUCUUCCUACAGUUUUCACUUUGAAUAAUACGAGGUUUUGAAAUCAUCAAGGCUGGUUAUUGAUUCACAAAAAAGGGGGGGGGGGUAUUGUUGAUUGAUCCGAAAUCAUCCUCCACUGAUACAUCAAGUUUGGUAUGUUGAACUACAUUAAGCUGACCGCAAUUUGAGA